Guillardia theta CCMP2712 is the source of this 462-nucleotide messenger RNA. RefSeq lists its product as hypothetical. Gene Ontology annotation, biological process: cellular response to oxidative stress. NCBI's taxonomy places the organism in Eukaryota, Cryptophyceae, Pyrenomonadales, Geminigeraceae. The transcript has 6 exons. The record is from RefSeq and is a predicted model, not a curated record. Gene Ontology annotation, molecular function: glutathione disulfide oxidoreductase activity. Gene Ontology annotation, cellular component: cytoplasm. Bases 21 to 335 code for a protein of 104 amino acids.
ACAGAACCAGCAGAAGUUCGAUGGUGGCGGCAGAUGCUAUUGCAAGGCAGGCGAUUGACAACAACGCCGUCGUUGUCUUCUCCAAGUCCUAUUGUCCAUAUUGUGCUAAGGCCAAGAAUGUUUUAGACUCACUUAAUGCCAAGUACGAAGUGCUUGAGCUUGACCUCCGCGAUGAUGGCAACGCCAUCCAGGACGCCCUGAACAACUUGAGCGGAGGAAGAUCUGUUCCUCGUGUCUUUGUCAAGGGGAAGUUUAUUGGAGGGGGCGACGACAUGGUGUCGAAGAAAGCAUCAGGCGAGCUUCAAAAGAUUUUGCAGGAGGCUGGAGUCUUGUAAGUGGUGUUUAGGGAUGUGUUUGGCGAUAGGGGUGUGUUUGUCACUCAUCUUGGAUAUUAUUUUGCUCUCAUGCCGCAACUUCAAUGUCAGUACCGAACUUGAAUGUCAGUAUAUGAAUCAUAAUCAG